AGUUUUUAUUAUAAUUAUUAUUACUAUAAUUAUUAUUAUUAUUCAGUUUUUUGUAAUUCGUACUCAUGCGUUUGUCGAGGGAAAAGCAGGGGCUCUACAGCGGCUGCGAGAUCGUAAGGAGAUUGUAGGGAACGCUGCACCGGUGAAUCGUAUUCUCUCUCUCUCUCAAACUGAAACACGCCAGGGAUGGGAAACUUCAUGUGGAUCCACGAAACAGAUCUGGAAAUAUCGAAUAACUACUGCUAACAGCGAUCAGGACAAAUGACAUAGGAUGAACACUGCUGGUCAGCUCUGUCUGUCUGUGCUGUCAUCCCUUCUCGCUCUGGCCUGGGGUGUGGAGCUGCUGGGUCAGAGCCACCCCUGCUCCUCUCUGGUGGCGGGGGUGCUGUACGGCUCCUUCUCGCUGCGGGACGUCUUCCCCGUCCUGGCCUCUGGCUGCUCCUGGACCCUGGAGAACCCCGACCCCACCAAGUACUCCCUCUACUUCCGCUUCAACCGCCACGCGGCGGCCUGCCGCGCCUUUUCCCCCAUGGUCCAGCCCCUGGACCACUACCUGGCCAACCACACCUGCGCCGCCCCCGAGCCUCGCGACCCGGAGGCGCUGGACCUCUGCCAGUCCUCCGGGCCGCACACCUUCCUGCAGUUCGACAAGAACUUCGUGCAGCUGUGCCUGACCGCCCAGCCGGCCGUGGGGGCGGAGCCCGUCGCCGCGGAGACUCUGGAGUUCCAGCUGGUGGAGGUGCUGCUGAUCAACAACGAGAACUCCAGCCAGUUCACCUGCGGGGUGCUGUGCCGCUGGUUCGAGGAGUGUCUGCGGGCCAGCCGCGGCAGCCAGCACUGCGGGAUCACCCAGACUGGCUGCAUCUGCCCAGAGGCCGCCCCGCCCGUGCCUCUGCUGCCCGCCACACCCCACAACGACUCCUUCUCCUACUCCGUCUCCAACGUUGUCCUGUCCCCGCCCGACGACUGCUGCGUCACCGAGCUCCACUCCAAGAACGCCAUCGCCAUAGCACCCAGGGACGUCAGGCAAGAACCAGACGAGGAUGACCAGAAGGUGAAGACACAGAGACCCAGGUCUGCGGACCUGCCGGGGGUCUUCCAGGCCCAGACAGGUGACCCGGCAGCGGAGGAGUGGUCACAGUGGAGCGUGUGCUCGCUGACGUGCGGUCAGGGCCAGCAGGUGCGCACGCGCUCCUGCGUCUCCUCCCCCUACGGCACCCUGUGCAGCGGCCCGCUGAGGGAGACCCGCCUCUGCAACAACACCGCCACCUGCCCAGUGCAUGGGCUGUGGGAGGAGUGGUCUCCGUGGAGCCUGUGCUCGGUCACGUGUGGGAGGGGCUCUCGGACCCGGACCCGGAGUUGCGUGGCACCUCAGUACGGAGGCAAGGCCUGUGGUGGGCCCGAGGUGCAGUCCAAACUCUGCAAUAUCGCGGUGUGCCCUGUGGAGGGACAGUGGUUGGACUGGGCUCCCUGGUCUCGGUGUUCGGUCACCUGCUCCACCGGCACACAGCAGCGUAAAAGGAGAUGCAGCGUGUCGGUCCACGGCUGGGCCGAGUGCAAGGGCCCCCACGCCGAAACGCGAGAAUGCAGCAACCCAGACUGCGGUGGUGACGGGAAGUGGGGCCCCUGGAACCACUGGAGUCUGUGUUCGAAGACCUGCGACUCUGGCUGGCAGCGGAGGUUCCGCAUGUGCCAGGGCACCGGCAUCCAGGGCUACCCCUGCGACGGCUCGGGAGAGGAGGUGCGCACCUGCAACGACAAAAAGUGCCCAGCGCCCCACGAACUUUGCCGAGAUGAGUACCUCCUGUCCAUGACCUGGAAGAGAGCCUCCGCUGGAGAAACUGUCUACAACAAGUGUCCAUCAAAUGCAACUGGGUCUGCUAGUCGUCGUUGUAUGCUGGACUCUAACGGAGUUGCUUACUGGGGUCCUCCGAGCUUCGCCCGAUGCGUCUCACUCGAAUACAGAUAUUUACAUCUAUCACUUCGAGAGCAUCUUGCGAAGGGUCAGAGGACCCUGGCAGGGGAGGGCAUGUCUCAGAUCGUGAGGAGUCUUCACGAGUUAAUGUCCCGGAAAAGCUAUUACAGCGGCGACCUCUUAUUCUCUGUGGAGAUUCUCCGAAAUGUGACGGACACCUUCAAGCGAGCAACCUACAUUCCAGCUCCCGACGACGUGCAGAAAUUCUUCCAGGUAGUCAGCUUUAUGUUGGACAUGGAAAACCGUGAGAAGUGGGAGGAUGCUCACCAGGUCUCUCCCGGCUCUGUGCUACUGAUGCGAGUUGUGGAAGACUUCAUCCAUCUCCUCGGAGAUGCACAGAAGGCCUUCCAGAGCUCACUCUUCGUUACCAACAACCUCAUGGUCACCAUCCAGCGCGAGCCAGUUUCGGCUGUCUCCAGCGACAUCAACUUCCCCAUGAAGGGGCGGAGGGGGAUGAAGGACUGGGCACGCUCCUCCGAGGACAAGCUCUUCAUCCCCAAGGAGGUCUUCACCCUGUCCUCUGAAGAAUCGGACGACAACACCUACUUUGUGAUUGGAGCGAUCCUGUACCGAACACUGGGAUUCAUCCUGCCCGCACCCGAAAGCCCCCUGGUCAUCAACUCGAAGAUCCUGACGGUGACGGUGCGGCCCCUUCCGAAACCCACCGAACCUAUGGUGGUGGUGGAGCUGUCCCCGCUGCUGAAUGGCACAUCAGACCCCCACUGUGUCGUCUGGGAUUACAGCAACCCAGAAGCUGGCACAGAAAACUGGGACACAGAGGGCUGCCAAACACUCCCAUCUCCGGCAGUCCACACCAAAUGUCUCUGCAGCAAGAUCUCCACCUUUGCAGUCUUAGCGCAGCAACCUAAAGACCAGGAUAUGGGACCCUCCAGCAUGCCCUCUGUGCCCCUCAUGGUGGGCUGUGGGGUGUCCUGUACAGCUUUGCUCAUCCUGCUGCUUAUCUACGCUGCCUUCUGGAGGUACAUUCGCUCUGAGAGGUCCAUCAUCCUGGUAAACUUCUGCCUCUCCAUCCUAGCCUCCAACGUGCUCAUCCUUGUGGGACAGUCACAGACACUCAGCAAGGCUCUCUGCACUAUGACGGCGGCCUUCCUGCACUUCUUCUUCCUUGCCUCUUUCUGCUGGGUGCUGACGGAGGCGUGGCAGUCUUACCUGGCCGUGAUUGGCAAGAUGAGAACGCGCCUCAUCCGCAAACGUUUCCUGUGCCUCGGCUGGGGUCUCCCAGCUCUCGUCGUUGCUGUGUCCGUGGGAUUCACCAGAGCCAGGGGUUACGGCACGCCCAGCUACUGCUGGCUGUCUCUGGAAGGGGGCUUGCUGUAUGCCUUUGUGGGACCCGCAGCUGUCAUCGUAUUGGUGAACAUGCUGAUUGGAAUUGUGGUCUUCAAUAAACUGAUGUCAAGGGAUGGCAUCUCAGACAAGUCCAAAAAGCAGCGAGCCGGGGCGUCGCUGUGGAGCUCCUGCGUGGUGCUCCCCCUGCUGGCCCUGACCUGGAUGUCGGCCGUGCUGGCCAUCACGGACCGACGCUCCACGCUGUUCCAGGUGCUCUUUGCCGUCUUCGACUCCGUGCAGGGCUUCGUCAUCAUCACGGUGCACUGCGCCAUGCGGCGAGAGGUCCAGGAUGCGGUGAGGUGUCGAAUGGGCGUCUGUAAGGACGACAGCGAGAACUCUCCAGACUCCUGCAAGAAUGGCCAGGUGCAGAUCAUGACAGACUUUGAGAAAGACGUGGACCUGGCGUGUCAAACAGAGAGAGGACACCCAUUCAUCUUUAAGGAGGUGAACACCUGCAACCCGGCCACCAUCACGGGCACCCUGUCCCGCAUCUCGCUGGACGACGAGGACGACCCCAAGCUGGCGUCCCACCAGGAGGGGGUCAACUUCAGCAGCCUGCCGGGCAACAUCCCGCCGCCCAACCUGCUGGUCCAGGUGCCGCCGCUAGGGGGCCUGAACGAGCUGAGCGAGCAGCCGCUGAAGAAGGAGGUGAACGUGGAGCAGCAGCAGCAGCAGCACCAGCGGGGGGCGCCGGUGUACCUGUGCACGGAUAGCGGGCUGGGCUGGGCGCGGCCGCAGGAGGGCGGCGGAGGGGGCGAGGGGGACUACAUGGUCCUUCCCCGCAGGACCGCCAGCCUCAAGCCCCCGCCCCCUGAGGACGAGGACAAGCCCCUGAACAUCGCCGUGGAUGACCCCCCCUUCCCACCCCCGCCCUCGCCGCUCACCCUGCACACGGCCGAGAGCGAGGCCUACCCGGACUUUGUGGCGGUGGACCACAUCGGCAUGAACCUGAACCGCUCCUACGGCACGCUAAAGCAGCUGCCGGCCCACGCCCAUGCCCACGGCCACGCCCAUGGCCACACCCAUGGUCACGCCCACUCCCAUUCGCUGCAGUUCAAGCAGCGCCCCUCCGUCCGGCAGAUCCUGGCCUCCGGCACGGUGGAGCGGACCCGGACCCUGCCCCGAAACCUGGGCAGCACCAGCACCAGCACCAGCCUGUCCGUGGGCUCCCUGGAAAGGAAAAGAGUACGAUACUCUGAGCUGGACUUUGAGAAAGUGAUGCACACUCGCAAAAGGCACUCGGAGCUUUACCACGAGUUGAACCACUCCACCAAGUUCCACACCAUAGACAGGUAUAACAGGGAUCCUGCUAUGUCCACCUUCAAGAGGGAAAAGCGGUGGAGCAUUUCGUCUGCCGGAGGUGAAAAGAACUCUUCGAGUGACAAGUCCACCCCAGACGACCAGCACUCCUGGGACAGCUUCAAGACCAUGACCCCAGACCCCUCGUCCGGCCCCAGCGAGCAGAAGGACAAGCUGGAACUGCACAGCAAGAACUGGGACACCUCCUCCGCCAACUCCCCAGACACCCCUGAGGGAGACUUCCAGACUGAAGUCUGAGUGCACACACACACACACACACACACACACACACACACACUUAUAUGCGCGCGCACACAC
This is a messenger RNA of Megalops cyprinoides (Indo-Pacific tarpon), 4939 nucleotides long. RefSeq names its product adhesion G protein-coupled receptor B2 (gene adgrb2). NCBI's taxonomy places the organism in Eukaryota, Metazoa, Chordata, Actinopteri, Elopiformes, Megalopidae. The record is from RefSeq and is a predicted model, not a curated record. Gene Ontology annotation, molecular function: G protein-coupled receptor activity. The transcript has 32 exons. Gene Ontology annotation, cellular component: plasma membrane. Gene Ontology annotation, biological process: G protein-coupled receptor signaling pathway; cell surface receptor signaling pathway; negative regulation of angiogenesis. The coding region runs from base 272 to 4879 and encodes 1535 amino acids.